AUGCCUGGAAGAGUCUUGCCGACAUUCACCUCUACGGAGGUUGAAUCCCACAAUACCGCCAAGUCCUGCUUCAUCACCAUAGGGCGCAAUGUUUACGAUGUGACGGAUUUCCUCGACGCUCACCCUGGUGGCGGUGAUCUGAUUUUGGAGUAUGGAGGCAAGGAUGCUACAGAUAUCCUCAAGGACGAGAUUUCCCACGAACAUUCGGAUGCCGCCUACGAAAUUCUGGACGAGUACCAUGUUGGCUUCGUCUCCAAUGCCGCGACGCCCGGCAAGACCUCUACGACCGCCAUCGAGACCGAGUCAGGGUCGGUUCCCAUCUACGCCAACACCGGAAUGUCGCGUGAGGAGGACCUGUCGAUUGAUACGGAUUACACCCAAGAUUUUAAGACACACAAGUUUUUGGACCUGAACAAGCCGCUUAUUAUGCAGCUAUGGAACAGCAACUUUUCCAAGGAGUUCUACCUGGAGCAGAUUCACCGUCCUCGUCAUUACCGCGGUGGAGAGUCAGCCCCUCUGUUUGGUAACUUCCUCGAGCCUCUCAGCAAGACCUCGUGGUAUGUGGUACCGUCAAUCUGGCUGCCCCCCGUUAUCUACGGAACCAUGGUCGGAUUAUCAGGACUUGGAAACGUCUCUGUCACGGCUUCCUACUGGAUUGGCGGUGUCUGCCUCUGGACUCUCAUUGAGUAUUUGAUGCACAGAUUCCUUUUCCAUGUUGACCACUGGCUUCCGGACAACCGUGUCGGUCUGACCCUUCACUUCCUCCUCCACGGUAUUCACCACUACCUUCCCAUGGACAAGUACCGCCUUGUCAUGCCUCCGACAUUAUUCGUGCUCUUGGCUGCUCCUUUCUGGAAGCUGGCACAUACCGUCUUUUUCUACAACUGGUUCGCCGCUCUGACGGUCUUCUGCGGCGGAGUCUUCGGAUAUAUCUGCUAUGACCUGACCCACUAUUUCCUGCACCACCGCAAUCUCCCACUGUACUAUAAGGAGCUUAAAAAGUACCACCUCCAGCACCACUUUGCCGACUUUGAGAAUGGAUUUGGUGUCACAAGUCGCUUCUGGGAUCGUGUCUUUGGCACUGAACUCGAGACUCCCUCCCCGAAGGGAACCAAGGCUCAGUGA
Molecule: messenger RNA, 1125 nt
Organism: Penicillium nucicola
Lineage: Eukaryota; Fungi; Ascomycota; Eurotiomycetes; Eurotiales; Aspergillaceae
Product: fatty acid alpha-hydroxylase
Exons: 2
Coding region: 1-1125 (374 amino acids)
Biological process (GO): fatty acid metabolic process; lipid biosynthetic process
Cellular component (GO): membrane; endoplasmic reticulum
Molecular function (GO): iron ion binding; fatty acid 2-hydroxylase activity; heme binding
Source: RefSeq, a predicted model, not a curated record